AACUUUAGUUCUUUGCGAGUCGCCAACGCGUUCGGAGCUGAAAUCGGAGUCGGAAUAAACAGGCAGCAGGCAGACCGUAGGCAGCAGGCAAUCAAGUGAAGCAGCAACAGCUGAAACUCUCAAGAGAACGAACGCAAGCUGCAACGCAGAGUAUCUGUAUCUGCAGCUGUAUCUGUGCCCAUCAUUGUGUAUCCUUGUGCGUGUGUAUUGUGUGCGUGUUAGCCGGCUCUUGGCCAGUUUCUGUUGAUUUCGGGCCCCGUCAAACAAGGAGCGACAACCUAAUCAAUCAGUCAUUCAAUAUGGCAAUUUCUAAGAGCCAUCGCGCCAGAAGGAGCAGCUGCAAAGUCGUUCCAGGCAGAUUCUGCACCGGGAACAGGCUGACGAACCCCCUGGCCCUGCUCUUCGCGACGCUGGCCGCAGUGUCCAUGCUGGCCCCAUGCUCGACUCUACCUUUCGAGUCAACCACCCUGUCUGUGGAUGUCGAGGAAAUUGCAAGUCAAAACGAAACGACCGUUGCGCCUGCCAUUCAAGAUGUGGCCAUCGAUCCUGUCGAGACCAAAGCCUCUGAAGUUGUGGAUGAACUGGUGGACACCAGCUUUGUGUCUUUAGGAGGCGAGGAUCUGGAGCAGGACAUACGCAAUGCGGUGAAGAGUGAAAUGGAGUUGGAAAUGGAGGCGGAUGCCUCAAGUCCGGUGGUGCCAUUGAAGGAGGAGACGGCGCAGGGAGAGGCAAACGAAACCGAUCAUCAGGAGACUGAGGUUGAAAGUGUUCGCGAGCCCAAGACACUUGAAGCGGAGGAAGAAGCUCCCAAAGCACAACCAGCAGAAUCACCAGCGAACACCGAUCAGUCCCAGGAACAACAGCAAACAAAUCCACAUACAGAUGGCGAUACAGUCCAUACACUCGUGUCCAGCGGGGAGGAGGAGGAGGGCCGCAGCAGACCCUUGCCCAGCGUGACCAGCGACGUGGUGUCCGUCAUCUUCAACGAGAAUCGGGCCAUCACCGAGCAACCCAUCACCAAAACGAACCUGCUGGCCCUGGAGCAGGAGCACGAGGCGUUUGAGGACAGAGAGACAACUCCGUUGCCGAUCUAUGAAGGACCCAAGCACCAGGUGACCAAGAAACAAGGCGUGGAAGAUUUACUGCCCAUUGAGGUGGCACCAGAGGUUGAACCAGAGCCCGAGAUUGCCUCACAAGAAGCCAAAACUUUUCGCGAGGAGCGCACACUGGAGGAGCAAAAAGAUAGUCUGAAUGAAAUCGACACGGAGGAGAUUGAACCAAAAGCAACCAGCACCAUCCACGUGGACUCGGCACAAGCGGAACUUGAAACUGAAGCUGAGGUAGAGGCUAGGGCGGAGACUGCAGCAAAGGCAGAGCUUGAGGCGCAGGUGGAAGAGGCUGGGCCACCAGAGGAUACAAUCGUGGAGCCCGCAGAGCCCCAGGAAGCAGCUGAGGAGAUUGCCACGGAGGAGACUGCCACUGAAGCUGCAAUUCCCAAUGAAGAGCAACCCGAGGAGGAAGAAGUUGUUGUGGCACACACAGAGCAGAUUGAAGCAACCGAAGGGCAACCAAUUGCGGAUUCAGAUGCUAAUCACGAUUCCCACAACGUUGAAGAUGAGUCCAACGAGGGCCAAGAAGUAGACAGCGACGAAACAGAUGCCAAAACCGAGCAGCCCAAGGACGCGAGCGACUCAUCGGAGGAAGAAAAGGAGUCCGCAGGAGAUGAGGCAAAGUCUCCAUCGGAUGACAGCACCGCCACGCCGUUGGUGUCCUAUCCACCACACGAUGCCGACCAGACCUUUGACAGCAACUCGGCGGACGAGCAUUCGGCGCCACUGUCGCGGCCAUCCUCCUACCGCUCCACCAUGAUCAUCGCCCUGUGCUCGGGAACUGCAGUGAUCUUCAUCAUCACCUCGCUGGUCAUAUUCGUGGUGUCGUUCCAACGCCAGCAUGGCACACUCGACAUUGAGAUGCAGGAGCAGCGACUGGGCAAAGACUCACUGGACGAGGAGGAUGCACAGAUGAAGCUGCUCGAUGUGGAUCUCUCACCGCCCGUCAUCGUCUCAAUGGGCAGCGAGGAGACAGACGAGUGCCUAUAAGUAGAGCUUAGGCUUGAGGCGCUGACUAACCCACGGUGCCAUGUAAAUAUUUCUAAACCCCUGAGAUUUGCUUUCAUCCAAGCAAAGCAGAAAAGAAGACUUGAGCUAGCUCCUCCAACUGGUUGUUACUGAGAGAAAAGCGGCACACAAAUCGAA
Drosophila subobscura is the source of this 2255-nucleotide messenger RNA. RefSeq names its product retinitis pigmentosa 1-like 1 protein (gene Dtg). NCBI's taxonomy places the organism in Eukaryota, Metazoa, Arthropoda, Insecta, Diptera, Drosophilidae. The record is from RefSeq and is a predicted model, not a curated record. Bases 300 to 2099 code for a protein of 599 amino acids. The transcript is spliced from 3 exons.